Girardinichthys multiradiatus is the source of this 4818-nucleotide messenger RNA. RefSeq lists its product as uncharacterized. The record is from RefSeq and is a predicted model, not a curated record. Lineage: Eukaryota; Metazoa; Chordata; Actinopteri; Cyprinodontiformes; Goodeidae. The transcript has 18 exons. The coding region runs from base 50 to 2824 and encodes 924 amino acids.
GAGUGUGCGCUUGCAGGAUUUUAUUGCUGCUCUUUACCAGUGUCUGGGCAUGCCUGCUGGAGCAGAGUUUUCCACUGAAGACGUGAGUCUCCUCUUCUGCAAAGUGUUUCAUGUGUCCUCCAACAGAGGCGAAGCUGAAGCAGCCAUGAAAAAGGUUGCAGGAGGUGAUGAAGCCUGGUCCUGUGUUGGUGCAAAUGUUUUGGAUGUGCUCUUGGAAAUGGAAAGGGCGAAGGAAAGGAAGGAAAUGCUUUACUGGGACUGCCAGCUUCUAAAUAGUGGGAAUCUUCAUCACAUGUUGCAAAAUGUGUUCCAAAGAAAAGACUCUGAGUUUUUUAGAAACGCUUACAACUCUGAGUCAGGACUCUUGCUGCCUCAAACAGCUGAAACAGACAUUUUCCUGGCAGAGAAAGUGCUGGGAAAAAAGCAGCUCUGUGACACAAUGACAAACAUGAAGAGGCUCCAUAAAGCAGCCAAGCAGUGCUGGGCAAGACUGGCAUCAGAGGGUGUUCAUAGCAUUUUGCCCUCCGCCUGGUGUAAUCGAAGGUUGGGCCUCAGGGGUCAGACAUGGGGCUCCAUCUCCUUGUCAGAUGUCCUCUUUCUAGUGGAAGGGAAAUAUGAUGUGGUGACUCACUUGCUUUAUACAGAAAUGCUUCAGGAGCACCACACCCCGAGCGUUUGGGAGGCGCUGCUUCCCUGGCAACAGUUAAAGGAAGUGGAGGCACUGGAAACUAUGGCAGAGGAAGCUUUGCAUUCUGCUGACUUACUGGGCUUGGCUUUCCUGCCUGGAGCAUUCAGAAUAUACAAAACAAGCUGUUCACAGUUGAGGGAACAGUCCUGGUCUGCUGUUGCUUUCCUGAAUGAGUUACACACUUUUUGUCAACAAGAACAAAAUGAGUUGAUGUUCCUGGGUCCAAGACUGUGCAAUGACAGUUUGAGAUUGGUGUAUCUCCACGUCAUUCUGGCCAUUUAUAGAGCUCAGAGGGAGAAAACGUCCUACAGCGCUCUGCUAGCAUCUCGUCUAUCCUGGGAGUUAUGGCCGCAGGUUUUCAGUCCAUGCAGAGAGGAACAGGUCACUCUGUGGCUACAAAAUGAAGACAAAGGAGAGGAAGGAAAGGAGCACUUUGAGACUCUUCAGCAGAAGACAGAACUGCAGCUACUCAUGCUGACUCAAGAAAUGGAGAGGAAGCACCUGCUCAAGUUGGUGCACGGGAUCUCCCCGGAAGAUUUACAAGAGUCAGGUUGCACGAUGCCUCCAAAUGACAAUGAUCGCUUUGAUGCAGAGCAAACCUCCCUGAGGGCUGGCUGUAUAAAAAGGCUAAAACAAAUCCAUGCUCAGCUCCAGAGACAAAAUGGAAGUGAGAACAGCUCAAAGCAAACCAGCAUUCAGAUCAAUAUACAGGAACAGUGGUCACAAACUCUGCUGGCAGACUGCACCCUGGUACUUCUGACGCAUCUCAAGGAACUUCAGGAGGUCCAAGCUUUAGCAUUACUGCAAGUUCUUCUGCACCGGGAUUCACAGGCUGCCAAAGCUCUGAGAGACAAAUAUGAAGUUGAAAUAAAAAUGCAAUGCUUCACCAAUCUGCUCCAUCUACUAAUCUCAGAUGACCCUCUCAGCCUUGGCUCCAUGUUGGCUGAAAACAUCAACAAUGAUCAGAUCGGACCUGAAUCUUCUUCCACAGCAGAAGUUGAAAACAUCUGUGCAGGAUCAGUUCCUGCUACAGUCGCUGACUUAAUCAAUAGAGCCAACAGGGAAUGUGUUGAAGUCCGACCUGCUGAUGCUUCUGCUAAACAGGAAGUUUGCUCAGGUUGUGGGGCAGUUACGGAGGAGCUACCCUACUUGGAGAUCCUGUGUGUGCCGGAUGCACAGUCCAAUGUUCUCGCUCCAGAGGCUGGAGACUGUAAGGAAGAAGACAGCAGUGAAACAAAAAGCCUCGAUAGCUUUGAGAAACAGGGAUCCUUGAUCCCCCUUGCUUGGAGCAAACCCCCCGAGGAUGAUGCAGACUAUAAGGCAGAGGAUGAAGAUGGGGAAGCAGAACAGUAUCAGGAUAUCCUGAGCAGCAUAGGAAUCCAUCUCAAGUCCUCACAAUGUGAAAAGACUAUUCAGGAGAGAGACAGCGAAGAGUUGUCCCUGAACCGGAAUCAAAUAAGAGACCAACCAAAUGAAGGAGAAGCUGCUCCUGAAAAUGAUCCACACUCACUUCCAGAAAACCUGCUGGAUGUAUGGCCACAUGUUUCAAGGGAUUCCUUUGAGUAUAGUGCCGAUGGAGCAUCCAAUCACACAGCCAGCACCAGCAGAGAGACGACCGAGUCUGAACUCUGGGACCUCAGAGGGUCAGAACUCUCCAACCAUGAGGAUCUGAUUCCUUCUCAAGAAUCAACACAGAUAGAGUCCAGUCUCUCUGGGAGAACCACAUUGUUGGAAACUACUCAAUUGGAGAGGGAAGAAGUAAUGAGAGUUCAAGCAGUGGAACGAGAGAGAACGAUGCGCAACCUGGUAGACAUGCAAAGAAAGUUUGAACAGAGGCAUCAAAGAGAUAAAAAGAGACAAAUGUUUAGGGUUCAGGAGCGCCUUUCAAUCAUCCAGAACAGAAAGGCAGAAGAGGACCUGCUUGGUCUUAAACAUACAGACAGGCUGAAGCAUCUCACACAAGAUUUACCACCGGAGGACAAGACCCAGCAGAAGACUGUUGUUAGAGAGCGACUGGAGCAGCUCAGAAGAGAGCGCUCCUAUAUCAUGCAGUCGAAAAGAGACAGGAAUACGGCAGGAUUUAAGGAACUUCUAGUUCCCAUUGCUCUGCGCGAGACAGAAGAUGGAGCAACCUGAGAUGCGACUGGUUUAAGAUGUCUGCUCCCAGUGUCCCAACUGUUAAUGCAAGACAUGAACAUAUUUCCAGUGCUGUAAAUAAGCAGUUGCCACUCACAAAAUUUAUAAUAUUGUUAGAACAGUUGCAUGUUUCAGAUUAUCAAAGUUUAAUAUCAGACCAAGAUAACCUGAGUAAAAUGCAAAAUAGUUUUCAAUUCAUUUAUUUUAGGGAAAAAAGGGACCAUAACCAACCGGGGCACUAUGUGAAAAAGUCCCCCUAAAAAAAACCCUGGACUGCUUUUCCAACCUUGAAAGCAACAACUCCUAUGAAAUGUUACUAACUGGCAAUUUAUCUGUUUCAUCCCUGUAAAGACAUUUGAGUCCUCCCUUCUCUGCAGAAUUAUUUUAAGUAAGCCACAUUGGACAUUUUUUGAGUAAUGCUUCCAGUAGUUCACUUCCAUGAUUGGCCUUUUUUUUAGUAAGGACUUACUGGUGUACUUUGGAUAAUUAUCCUGCUGCAUAACCUGAGGUUGAGCUUGAGGUCACAAAGGGUAGCCCAGACAUUCUUCUGGAUUGUCUGAUAGAGAGCAGAAAUGUUCUACUGUUACGUGAAAUCCUCCAGGUCCGGGCAGCGCUCAAUGGCUCAGUGGAGGAGCAGGCUUACCGUGUGCGGGGGCUGCAGUCCUCUGUGCAGCUGUCCCCAGUUCAAUUCCAUGCCCUGGGCAAUUAGCUGCAUGUAUUCCCCUUCUCACUAUACUAUUUUUUUCCAAAAUCCUGUCCUAGUUCCUUACCAGACACAACAGGAGAGCCACAUUCCAAAAAUAUCCACUUUUGUCUCGUUAGACCACCAAAUAUUUUUUCCAAGUCUUAGGGAUCAUUAAGAUGUUUUUUGGUAAACAUGAGACGGGACUUUAUGGUUUUUUUGGCCAGCAGUGUUUUUUACCAUUUAAUGUUGUCCUCAAUAAAUAAAAUUAUUUGAGGUUUUGUAUUUAUUCAGAGUAACUGAUAAAUGAUCUGAAACAUUUAAGCCUAACCAAAAAAAAAAAAAAAAAGCAGGAAAAAAAAAACAGCAAAGCAUUAACAAGUUUUCAAAUAACAUUACAUUUUGGUGUAAUUCUAUUGAUUUAAUGCUAGUUUUGUUCCUUUUUCUUUGUGGCACUAAUUUAGCCGAUAGGUUAUGACUGAAUAGACUGAGAUUCACAUAUGCUGGUGUUUAAUAUACAGUUUAAUUAUCUUGACAACCAUAAGCAUCAACAAUAAUGAAAUUUCACUAGAACCCCCCUCAACAGUGCACAUUAUCCAGAGAAGCCAAAGUUACAUACACAAUGAGUCACAGAGGUGCAUGUAAACAUCCAAGAGUGGCUCGAGUUAAAUUUCUUCAUGGGAACAUUUACAUUUGUAUGUUGACCAUUGCUCGAUUGGGUCAAAGUGUUGUAGCUGCAAACUGAUGCCGCUGUAAAUGUUAAAUGCACCCAUUGACUGGUUUUUAAUUUACAGAUAUGAGGAUGGAAAUAUUGUAACAUGUGAAGGGAAGUAGGUUUGGCUAAUAACCAUACGACAGGAAGAAGUCUAUAUAGAAGGAUUGAGUGUGUGCCAAGCAGGUUUCCUACAAUACAAUUCAAGUAAGAAGUGAAAUAAGUACAUCUGAAAUUCUCUGCAAACAUUUAGGUUGUUCAUCCUUAUCUCACUUUAUUUGGUAUCCAAUUUCACCGCAGUUUACCACAAAGCAGCAACACCAACCAGACUAAUAAGCUAGAACAUUCUGCAAAAGCUCAAAAACACUGAGCCACCGCAUGUAAAACAUAAAGUGUGUCGUUAACUCCAAUAAAACCCAUAACUGCAAGGCUUGUGAUUUCAAACACACAAAACAUUCAUGCCACGAUAAGGACGUUUAUAUUCCAGGCUAAGGAAAAAAAAAACAUCAGGUGUUCAGGGCUUUCGAAUCGUUUGUAAUAGCUAGAAACUCAAAAAAAAAAAAAAAAAAAGAACGACAAGUAAAUUACAUUAUUACUUUA